Molecule: messenger RNA, 4111 nt
Organism: Uranotaenia lowii
Lineage: Eukaryota; Metazoa; Arthropoda; Insecta; Diptera; Culicidae
Gene: stumps
Exons: 9
Coding region: 585-4028 (1147 amino acids)
Cellular component (GO): cytosol
Molecular function (GO): transmembrane receptor protein tyrosine kinase adaptor activity; fibroblast growth factor receptor binding
Source: RefSeq, a predicted model, not a curated record
UUCAAUCCAAUCACGAAACGAGACGAGACGGGAUGAGCAAAGAAUACCUACAUUGAGUGGGAACAGAACAGUAUGGAACCGUGAACGAACGUACUCGAAAAUUCACAACGGCUGAGGAUCGGAUGGUGAACACAUGCGGCUUAUAGUAGUUUAGGUAUAGCCUGCUGGUGAUGAUGGCACACGAUCGUGGAGAAGAACAUUCGUAGUACGAUUUAAAUCAUUUUUUGAGUGAUCCAGUGAGAUGUCAGUGCAGCUUGUGGGGAUGUGGAUAAGACAUUUUGUUCAAUUUAAAUAAUUUGUUAAUGUAUACUUUUUUCAUAAGCUUAUAUACAGUGCAGUGGGACGGUUCAUUGUGUUUUUGAGUUGCGGAAUGUGAAGAAAAAAAAACAGCGAAAAAAUAAAUUUCCAGUGCGCAUCGUUGUAUUAAAAUCUAAUGAUCAUCAAUGUUCGGUUUAAUGAGCUUGAGACGCGUUCCCCAAUUGAUUGUUUGAAUUACUGAUAGUUUCACUAAUUGAAGGAGGACUAUGCGUCAUUCCUAAGACUCUCAACCAAAUCUUCUCUGUGAGUGUUAGCAGUUUGGAAAAAUGUUCUCAGAUAAUCCCAACUACUUCGAUGAACAAGUCGCAACUCGAAGCAAGGAAUCGUCGGGGAAAAGCUUUUUCCUGUUCAAGAAACGCAACUCUUGCGGGAAGCUGGUAUCGCCAAAAGCGACAAACAAUGAACAGCCACGACGUCCGGAAAGCCUGAGAGGUUUGCUGAGGGUUCGCAGCAACAGCACGACGUCCUCAUCCCUGGGCAAAACAACUGAGGGCUCAGGACGGAAGCAUAGCACCCUGGAUUAUCGAAACUGCGGCGAGAACCGUAGAAUUGCCAGCAGAAUAGCUAUCAACCGAACAAAUUCAGAAAAUACCGAAGAUGAUGUUUUUGAAGCGAACAUAUCUAAUCAUUCGCCGGGAAACUUCGUGCCAUAUCCGGAAUCCGGUUCGACUGAGUCAAGGAGACAUUCAAUCGGAACAUUCGUUACCAAAGACCAUUUACGUAUGGGUUCGAUUUCAGAUGAGGUUCCCAAAGUGCUAGCCCCGAAAGCACCAGUAAACUUACGGAUGUCAGCAGGAACAAAUGAGAAUUCUUUUUCGACCUCCUCGGACGAUAUCCUGUUCGUUACAACACGGCACAACGAACAGGCGCUGCUGUGGGUUAAUCAUUUGAAAACAUGUUUUGACAAAAUAACCAAACAACGUGGCCGGCUCCCGUUCAACUUUUUACACCUGAAAAUUGACGAAGGUCAAAUCACGCCAGAUUUAGUGCAACGAUGCCUAUCAACCAAGCUGCAAAUCGUGAUUAUAUGCCCGACGUUGCUGUCGCUGAGCGCCCAGUAUUUGCUUUCCACGUUGGGAUCGUUGCUUAAGCCGGAGCGGGUCUUGGGAGUGCUGCUGGAUGUAACCGAGACACGCGUGUGGGAAAUUCACAAGACCACCUUUCCGGCCUACAACAAAUGGCGUACGUGCACUGUGGGAGAUCACGAACAAUCGUUUGUGAGUGAAUUGUUGGGCAUUGCCACCGACAUUCUUGGGCGCGCAUUACGCCAGCAGCCCCUCCUCUGCGUCGACCCGGCGACCGUGCUUCAAAAUUCGUCUGCUGCUGGUCCACAAAAGUCACAAACGCCUCACCAAAACCACGAGACGUUUACCCUGUUUCCCAGGAAGGUCAAGGUCGGCCAGAACAAGAUAAUAGUGAUUUUUGUGGAGCCCCUCGUGAAAGAUGACUGGAUCAAGAUUAAAGUCGAGAAAGGCAACGAAAUAAUCGAGAUAACCAACAUUAAGCGCCGAAAUCCGUACACCAUACAGUUCAGCAUACCAGAAUCUUGCAUGGAGAUAUCCAUGAUGAUUGGUAUCCGCUUGGAGAAGAAUAACGUGGACCUUGGCUGUCGGCCGUUGAAAUGUGAAAGCAGAAUCCGGGAACUGGAGCAGAUCCUGAAGGCCCAGGACGCCCCGAUGGAGUUCCUGUGCCAAUCGCUGGGCAUCGCUACGUCGGACCGGAACCGGCUGGAUACCUAUCUGUUGCAAUCAUUCCAGAAGAAUGUGCCACCCAAUUUCCACCUGCUCAACUCGACGGAUAACAGCGAAGGCGGACUCAAGAUGGCCCGAGAGACGAGUCCCGAGGAGUAUCCGACACUUUUACACUUCGCUGCCUAUUGGGGCUUGGAGCGACUCUGUCUUCAGUUGAUGGACUGCCCAGGAGGGGACAUUGCCUGCGAGAUUAGAAACAUUUCCGGUCGGACCCCCGUUGAUCUGGCCGAGCUAGGUGGUCACUACAAGCUCGCAAAAUCGUUCCGGAAUUUUUCGCAACUGCACGAGUUCUCAACAAUGUAUCACUACUUCAAAGGGAUUAGUGAUGCAUCGUCGGGCAAAGUUAUUAUCGAGCCUAAAUUAACAGCAACAGCAAUGUUCAGCAGCAAAAUCGGAAGCACAAAAACUGCCUCCAGUAAAGUUGAACACAACAGCAAACAGCAUCACCAAAGUGAAGGUUAUAUGGAAAUGAAUGGAAGUGGCAGUGAUAUUGAAUCUAGUCAAUCCGAAAACAUAAACUCAGUUGCAAAUUUGAACUAUCUCAAUCUCGAUGUGGCCGGGGGAAGUGGUGGGGGGCACGAUGAAGUCGAUUUCAUAUUUGAUCAAAAGAAACAAGCAGAAAAGGAUAAGGAUAUAUUGAAUAAUUUGAACAAUAGCAGCGAGGUGGAUCCAAUUGAUCAUAAUAUUUUAUUCAACGAGCUUAGAAUCACUGAACCAGAGUAUUACGAUUCAAAUGACAUUAACAGAAGCGACAGUUUCAGUCAAGAGUGUUCAAAUGUGUUAGAAAACUAUACCAUAUCGGAUAGUUGUGACUCGAACUAUCUUAUUCAACCUUCCAACGUCCCAGUGAAAAAAAUAGAUAACGAAAGUGAUUAUCUCAUUCAACCAUCCAAUAUCCCUGUGCACGAAUAUAGCAAUUUAGAUGUAAGCUCCGGUCUUGUAAGGAACAAAGAAUCAGAAAGCGGACGAGAAACUUCUCAUCUAAGGUUGAGUUUUAAAAAGAAAGAGUCACAUGAAUCCGGUAGCAAAUCCAAGAGUGGCACAUUGAAAAGGCAAGAAAGCAAUUCAUCGAAGAAAUCAGUUGAUGAUGAACUAUUGGAAAUUUUAUCCGACUUCAAAAAUAAUGUUUUCACCAUUAUGGAAGUUGAACAAUUGUUCGAUUCAUGGAAGUCUCGUAACGAUGUUCAGAAAAGUGUCUUAGACAAGCGUGAGCAACUACAACAGAUGCGUGAAGAGUACGAACGAAUUCAACAGCAAAUGAAGGAAAAAUUAAAAAGGCCCACACCAUUUGACAGAAUGAAAAGAAUUUUCUCGAGAAGUAAAAGCACCGAUUCGAAGAAAAAUAGCCCUAUCGAAGGUGUUCCCGUCGACGUUUGCGAUGAUAUUAAAUUUUCUUUAUUGACUCCUGCUGCCUCGAGCUCCUCACAUCGUCCCAUUAGUUCCUCGAGUCUGCAUAGUAUUUCGAGUGGUUCAUCGGGGCGCGUGAGCAUCCUUAGCAGUGCCAGUUUCGGAGACAGUGGAACACAUUCUGAUUCUGAAGAGAGGCGAGCGGGAAAUCCAAGCUUCAAUGCCAAUCGGACGCCAAGACUAAAUAGUUUAAUGGACAACUACAUGAUCCCUCCAGCACCCAGGCCAUUCAUAACGCCAUCGUCGACACCAACGCCAGUAGAAGAAAAAGAUAUACCGAAUUUCCCUCCCAAUAAUAAUGAUGCUGCAGAACACUACACUUGUAUUCCCUCGAACAAACCGAUCUAUCCAGACAGUAUUUAUCCAUACGAGAAUUGUUCCAUGCUCAUGUCGAUUGAUGAAACCAAAGAGACGGAAACAGCUGUGCAACCUAUCAAAGUGCAGAGAUCAGAGAUUAUUUAUACUAAACUAGCAGACAUAAGACCAACGAUGAGUUCAUUCAAAAACAACCACUCCAAAGAAACAGCACAAUCUCACGAUAGCGGUAGUUAGGAGAAAAAUUUUAUAUCGAUAUUUUUAUAUUUCAUAUUGCACUGAUUUAGAUAGACCACAAACAGUAUAAUAAUAAAAAAUAU